AUUGCGGGCAAUUGAAUCUUGCGCCAUGGCUGUGCAGUUGCAUCACCUAGGUUUGGUCGGAGCAGCUGCGUGACUUCUGGCAGGAAGGCCGGUUUUGUGACAUUGCACUGCGGCACGGCGCCCGCGCAGCCGCGCUCUCUGCAACCAGCAAGUUCUUCAAGACUUUGCUCAGCGGAGCUUUUCGGAAAGUGACCAGGUGCAACAAGGACAGGCAACCGAAGUUGCAGCGUCCGAUGCAGCGGUCUGCCUUCCUUGAUUAUGUCUAUGGUGGUCAGCCUGCGGUGUCGGUCGAAGACUCCGUUGAGCUCCUGCGACUGGCAGAUGCUUAUGGAUUAGGUUCGCUGAGGCCUGUGAGCAUUGACUCUGCACAGCUCUGAAGAUUGCGCCAGUGGCCACAGCGCUGCAAGUCUUGCAAGAAACCCAAGGGUUGCAGGAGUUGAAGUCUGUUUGUGAAGCGAAGGUCGCUGCGAACUUUGAGGUGUCCGCCCAGCAGGAAGAGUUUCUUAUGCUCGGCGUUGGCCAACUUGGACGGAUUCUGCAAAGGGAUGAUGUGCACGUGUCUCGGGAGGAGGUAAUUCUAGAGGCCACCUUCAAGUGGUUCAAUCACUCCAAAGAGCACGUUGGUGUAUUGGCUUUGCUGCUGCGAGACGUGGAUUUCCAAUCGAUUUCAUCUGACAAUUUGAGCCGAAUUGGCCACUUUUCUUCUUCUUUCGGACCAGGUGGAGAUGAGAUGCAUCGGAAAGUUCAUGAAGCUUUGCCCGCCCGCAGGAAACGAAGCAGAGCGGAGAAUUCAGACACUUUCCGGCCCAAGAGACAUUGUUUGCAGAGCUGGUCACCUAGUUUAGGUGCCAGCGGGCGGAAAGUGUUGCUGGGGAGAGUGUGCUCUUCAUUGUGGUGGCGUGAAGUCUGAUGAUGAAGAACCUCGAGUUGUCGCAGGAAAUGGCGCCAAAGUUUCUGGAACCAACGACUUCGAUCAUUGCUUCAUGUCCGUCUCCCCUUCAGGCGAGAUAUUCAUAGCUGAUGACAGAAAAAAAACAGAUUGAUCAGCUUCAAGAAUUGUUGUGGAACGGUGGUACAUAGUGGUGUUGAAGGGUUGCGGAACGUGUUCUGCUCGCCGAAGGGUUUGAUUUUCCUGACGACUCAUGGUGGACGAGCGGUGCAGGAGCUGAAUGGCAGGUGACCUGAAGUUUCACGCGUGUGACAUGUUUGUGACCAAGGAGGAGGUGCUUUAUUCAGCGACCAGCGCAAGAAGCGCAUUCUUCGCCUCAGCCCAGGUGAGUCGCAACCUAUCAUAGUGGGGGAGGUCCCAGAGGAGCAUGGGCCGUUUCUGGCGGGGCUGUUUGUGGAAGAAGGUGGGAAGAUAUACGUUGCGGACACUGGGUCCCGGAAGCUAUGGUGCUUUAAUUCAGGUGACGUAAGCUGCCAUGAAGUUCCUAGACGGAGAGGCACCCAUUAGAGUGCUCGUUCACGGCCGAUCCCUCUACGGAAGCACUGCCCACAAAGAGUGUGGAGCUGUAUAUGAAUAUGUCUUACCUCCGGAGCUGAAUCUUUGCAGAAAUUCCUCAUUUGACC
This is a messenger RNA of Effrenium voratum, 1572 nucleotides long. The record is from the annotation of a GenBank genome assembly. NCBI's taxonomy places the organism in Eukaryota, Dinophyceae, Suessiales, Symbiodiniaceae.